Daktulosphaira vitifoliae (grape phylloxera) is the source of this 1490-nucleotide messenger RNA. RefSeq lists its product as uncharacterized. The transcript has a single exon. Bases 22 to 1161 code for a protein of 379 amino acids. The record is from RefSeq and is a predicted model, not a curated record. Gene Ontology annotation, molecular function: RNA-DNA hybrid ribonuclease activity; nucleic acid binding. NCBI's taxonomy places the organism in Eukaryota, Metazoa, Arthropoda, Insecta, Hemiptera, Phylloxeridae.
AAAUUUACAAUAUAAAUCUGGAUGCCUCACUUUAAGUACCUCAUCUCUUCCAUAUCACGCUGGUCUAAUCUUCUACGUUCUAUUGCAGGUACCUGGUGGGGCUCCCACCCCUCCUCACUCUUACUUAUUUUUAAGGCUCUUAUUCGGUCUAAAGUUGACUAUGGUUCCUUUUUAUACGCCUCGGCUUCCACUGUUCAUCGUAAAAAAAUCAAUUCUCUACUCGCUGCUUGUUUACGCACAAUUAUAGGUGCAGUUUACUCUACCCCUAAUAUGAGUUUAGAAGUAGAAUGUGUAUGCCCUCCAAUUGAAAUUCGAUCUCGUUACUUAGCCUAUAAAUUCCUUUUAAAACAGAUAUCCAGUCCUGCCAAGUUAAUAUUUCAUUGUUUUCAUUCACUAAGCUCACUUUGGCGAUAUGUACCCAAAACUCUUCCUCUACUUGCCUCAAUUUCUACUACCUUGAUUCCCUACCUUAAUUCUAUAAUUACCUCAAUCAAUCGCCUACCUAUAUAUGACAUUCCAUUUCAUGCACUUACUCAUUUUCCAAAAAUUCACUUUAACCAUCUAUUUCUUUCUUAUAGCAAGCCUCAAUUACAAUCUCUCCCAAUUAAUUUCGUCAAUUAUCUUUUUGAUGAACUCAUUUCCUCUCGUUUUGCUAACUACUGCCUCAUAUUCACUGACGGCUCAGUUUAUACUAAUUCCGCCGGUUUUUCCUUUUUUAUUCCUAGUCUAAACAUUAAUUUCUCAGAUAAUCUCCCUUCAAAAGCUUGUUCAUUUACCACCGAAUCUUAUGCGAUAUCCUCGGCUCUCGAAUUCGUCAAAUCACUCAAUAUAAUAAAUAUUCUGAUUGUCUCGGAUUCACUGUCAGUUUUGUCAUCUCUUUCCUCAGUUCCUUUUAAAAAAAGUAGAUCCUUCCUCACAAUCAAAAUUAAAGCCUUAAUUUAUAGUCUCUAUUUAAUGGACAUUAAUGUUGAAUUUUUAUGGUGCCCCAGUCAUGUCGGAAUAUCUGGCAAUGAGAUAGCAGACCAUCUAGCCAAACUGACUAACUCCUUCAACCGACCACCUAUCCUAAAAAUUCCCUCUUCCGAUCUCCUUUCCUCUUUUCAUCCAACUAUUAAUAAAGCAUGGCAAGAUAAAUGGUCUAAUUUUUCUUUAGCUAACUGACAUAAAUCUAUAGUUCCAACUAUCCCUAAACGUCCUUGGUUUUAUAACCUCCCUUUGUCCCGUUUCCAUAUUACCUCUUUUUCCCGUCUUAGAUUUGGUCAUAAUCGGUUACCUAGUCAUGCCUUUAACAUGUCACUAAACCAUUCCCCCUUCUGCCCUAAACACAAUGAUGAAGUCCCCUGUAAUUUUCCUCAUUUACUAUUUGAUUGCCCAGCUUUACAACAUAACCGUUCACUCUUGUUCAAUUUCCUGUCCUCACUUAAUAUUUCACCCAUUAAUAGUUUUAAUAUCCUUAAUACAAAAUCCUCCUCAAUAAUUAUAUAUAUAAU